This is a messenger RNA of Juglans regia (Persian walnut), 2552 nucleotides long. RefSeq names its product protein FAR1-RELATED SEQUENCE 11. Gene Ontology annotation, molecular function: zinc ion binding. Bases 172 to 2211 code for a protein of 679 amino acids. The transcript has 4 exons. Gene Ontology annotation, biological process: regulation of DNA-templated transcription. Lineage: Eukaryota; Viridiplantae; Streptophyta; Magnoliopsida; Fagales; Juglandaceae. The record is from RefSeq and is a predicted model, not a curated record.
AGAAGGCGUCAGAUAGUAAAGUGCGCAGGGACUAUAUAAGGUCUCCCGUCACCUCCCAGCGCAUUUUAGGGCAAGUCCCCGAAAACACCCGGCUUCUCAAUCUACACAUGGAAUCCUUGACAUGAAUGACAUAGGGUCUUAGGUUGGCCUUGGGUGGGUUAAUGAGAAAGUAUGUCUGAAGAGGCUGGACCGAUGUUGGUGGUGUAUGAUGAUCCCUCAGAUCAAAGAUCUUUGUCCCUGGAUGAUAGCAGUAGCACAGAGGAAUCACCUGAUGAAACCAGGCUUUCCUUAGAAACCACUAAUGAUGCAAUUCCAUUCAUUGGGCAAAGAUUUGCUACUCAUGAUUCUGCUUAUGAAUUUUAUAGUGAAUUUGCAAAGCGAUGCGGCUUCUCAAUCCGGCGCCAUCGUACAGAGGGAAAGGAUGGGAUUGGAAAAGGACUUACGAGACGCUACUUUGUGUGCCACCGUGCUGGCAACACCCCUAUUAAAACCUCAAGUGAAAGUAAACCUCAAAGAAACCGUAAAUCCUCAAGGUGUGGAUGUCAAGCAUACUUGCGGAUAAGCAAGACAACAGAAUUAGGGGCACCAGAAUGGCGUGUCACAGGUUUUGCAAAUCACCAUAAUCAUGAGCUCUUAGAACCAAAUCAAGUUCGUUUCCUUCCUGCAUACCGGACCAUAUCAGAUACAGACAAGGGCAGAAUCCUUAUGUUUGCCAAAACAGGCAUCUCUGUGCACCAGAUGAUGAGACUUAUGGAGCUUGAGAAGUGUGUAGAGCCUGGAUAUUUACCCUUCACUGAAAAGGAUGUGAGGAAUUUACUCCAAUCGUUUAGGAAAUUAGAUCCAGAAGAGGAGAGCAUAGACUUGUUAAGAAUGUGCAGAAACAUUAAGGAGAAAGACCCCAACUUCAGAUUUGAGUAUACGCUUGAUUCAAACCACAGGUUAGAGAACAUUGCAUGGUCAUAUGCGUCAUCGGUCCAUUCAUAUGAGAUAUUUGGUGAUGCGGUUGUGUUUGAUACAACACAUCGCCUGACUGCAUUUGACAUGCCUCUGGGGAUUUGGGUCGGAAUGAAUAAUUACGGUAUGCCUUGCUUCUUUGGCUGCGUCCUUUUGCAUGAGGAAAAUCUGAGGUCGUUUUCGUGGGCAUUGAAGGCAUUCUUGGGGUUCAUGAAUGGGAAGGCUCCACAAACAAUUUUAACUGACCAAAAUAUGUGUCUCAAAGAAGCAAUAACCAUCGAAAUGACUACGACUAAGCAUGCUCUUUGCAUAUGGAUGAUUGUGGCAAAAUUUCCAUCCUGGUUCAAUGCUGUACUGGGAGAACGGUACAACGAAUGGAAGGCAGACUUCUUUCGACUCUAUAAUCUGGAGACAGUUGAUGAUUUUGACCUCGGGUGGAGGGACAUGGUAAAUUCUUUCGGGUUGCAUACUAACAGGCAUAUAGCCAAUUUGUAUGGGUUACGCUCACUUUGGGCAUUACCAUUCUUGAGAAGCCAUUUCUUUGCCGGAAUGACUACAACUGGCCAGUCAAAGACGAUUAAUGCUUUCAUUCAAAGAUUUUUGAGUGCACAGACCCGGCUUGCACACUUUGUAGAACAAGUUGCAGUUGCCGUAGAUUUUAAAGAUCAAACUGGAGAACAACAAACAAUGCAACAGAAUCUCCAAAAUAUAUGCCUGAAAACAGGGGCCCCCAUGGAAUCCCAUGCUGCCACGAUGCUGACUCCUUUUGCCUUCUCUAAGCUACAAGAACAACUUGUUCUGGCUGCCCACUAUGCAUCUUUUCACGUAGAUGAUGGUUUUCUAGUGAGACACCACACAAAAACUGAGGGUGGUCGGAAAGUGUAUUGGGUUCCACGGGAAGGCAUCAUAAGUUGCAGUUGCCAUCAUUUCGAGUUCUCUGGAAUUCUUUGUCGGCAUGCCCUUCGAGUUCUCUCGACAGGAAAUUGCUUUCAGAUUCCAGAUAGGUACCUUCCCAUCCGUUGGCGCCGGAUCAGCACACCUUCUGCAAAGCUCCUUCAGAGUACUCCAAGUGAUCAUGCUGAAAGAAUACAGUUUCUGCAGAGUAUGGUAUCAACUCUGGUAACGGAAUCUACCAAGUCCAAGGAGCGGCUAGAUGUUGCAAUUGAGCAAGUUUCCAUUGUUUUAUCACGUGUAAGAGAGCAGCCAGUUUCAUUACAAGGUAUGAGAGAUGUUUCCUCCAUUCACAGGAGCUUUUGAGUUAAUACUAUUCUGAAAAAUAUCAUUCUUGAGUUCUCAUGGAAAGGGGAAGGUAACAUGCCAAAAUUUGGCCCAAAAGAAAAGAGGAAAAAAGAGUCGGGGGGAUUUCUAAAGGAAGAUUAUGGGAGGAAAACCACUUUCUACAAAGGCUUGGAGCUAGCGUGUGGAAUGGCAGUCUUUGCAUGACAUUUUGGUAGUUUUGGUGCAUGCAAGAUAUUUUAUACUAGUUGUCCUCUUUUGUAGACAUCAUCAUAAAUGCCUGUCCAUAUGGAUCAUCUGUUUCGGUUGGGUUCCAAUAUGUACAAAAGUAUAUAGAAGUAUAACUUUUUUUACUGUAUGCA